This is a messenger RNA of Pelmatolapia mariae (spotted tilapia), 8211 nucleotides long. It is a transcript of the gene arhgef18b, whose product is annotated as rho/rac guanine nucleotide exchange factor (GEF) 18b. NCBI's taxonomy places the organism in Eukaryota, Metazoa, Chordata, Actinopteri, Cichliformes, Cichlidae. Gene Ontology annotation, biological process: regulation of Rho protein signal transduction. Gene Ontology annotation, molecular function: guanyl-nucleotide exchange factor activity. Gene Ontology annotation, cellular component: plasma membrane. The coding region runs from base 15 to 4946 and encodes 1643 amino acids. The transcript has 31 exons. The record is from RefSeq and is a predicted model, not a curated record.
ACUGUGCUGCUCCUAUGGCGGACUCUCCUCUUAACAACUCCUGGCCAUCCUUCUCCAGACUCUGGAUGAAGAGAUGGUCCUUCAAGAGAGCAUCAGAGAGCAAGCCCUGCAGUCAGCCCUGUGAGCCUCCCAGUGCUCAUCUCAGUGUCCAGCCUACCAGUGCAAAAGGAUCUUCCUCCUCAUUAUCUCCUGCUUCUAUCACUGAGGAUGUCUCCUUUGGUUGGACCAGUGAUGACCAGGAUGCGUGUUCGGUGGUGAGCGACUAUGACUGCCCCUGCAUCGAGGAGAGCAGCAGUGUGGAGGACUUGCAGAGCAUCAGCCCCUCUCUCAGGGACUCUGAGUACUUAAAAGAUCUGCAGGGAGGUACGCCGACCUCACAGACAACUGCAUCCACAGUGACCGCAGCCCCGGAGAGCGUCGACCUCCAGGAGCCUCUAAACACAAACAGUCCAGCCCUAAACAGACCUGCACACUCUUUUCUGACCACGCACUCCCCACAGUUAAAUGCACCGUUCCCGUCCUACGAACAGCCUGCAGAGGAACUUCCUCACAACCUUGUGGUCACUCAGCUCAGUCCUAAGUUGUUACCAGGUGGGUUCACUGAUUGCGAGGACUCUCUCUGGGGAGGCUCUGCAGUAGGGCGGAGCUCGCCAAAUAAUUUGAACGGAUUGUCGGGAUCAAUGGAAACGGCAUCGACAGCAGCGAUGGAGGGAGCAAAGGACCAGUCCUCAAUGGAUUUUGAUGGAGAGCCAGACCUGGACAGCUUUCCUAUUCUAAUCAGAUCCAUGUCUACAUCUCGGAGGCACAGCUGGGGUGUCCCUCUGUCCCCCAUCAACCUGGGGAGGAGACUCAGUCUCGACACCAAGGCCAUAGACAGUGACGGAGAGAGAGAUGAUGAUGACGAGGAGCGACAUAGUCUUUUCCAGUCCACCUACAGCUGCUCACCGUGUCCUGAGGAGGACUCCGGCAGUCCCGAUGGCUUCAGCCUGAGGGACCACGGUGAGCCCGGCAGGCAGCUAUACUCCCGCUCAGAGAUCCUUGCUACAGACGAUUGCUCCCGUGCUGCACACAUUUCUCGUGUUGUACAGACAUCCAAACAGGCUGCCAGGGCAGCAGGAGCUGAGGAAUUUGACCCAGAAGAAAACCUGCAUUCUACUGAAGGACAGACGCAUAUAGAGAAGCAGAGAAACAGCAGAUCAGACACCAAAGAUUCAGGAAGUGUCACUUGGUACGAGUUCCUCUCUAACGAGAAUGAAGAAGAGGAGGAUCGUAUAGAGAAGGUGGAAAGGGGCACAAAAGUAAAAAGGACUCUGAGCUCUCUCAGGAACAGGAUGACCGGCUCCUUCAAUAAAGAUAAGGGUAAGAACCGCGAAAAAGAGCUUCAGAAAGAGAAGGUGAAGGACAAGGACAGGGAGCCCAAAGAGAAAAUGUGUGGCAUUCACAGCAAUGGGCAUCAUUUGGUGCCAGGUUCCUUCUCCAGUUGUGCCACGUGCUCAUUGUGCAGCAAGGCGCUGCAGAAAAAGCAUGGCCUGCAGUGCACGAAUUGCGCUGUGAACGUUCACAAGAGCUGCAAGUCUCUGCUGGGGGAGUGCACCAGCAGCAAGAAUAAGAGAGAUACGCUACCGAAGACUGGCUCAUCGGGAUCUCCUAACCUUGCGCUAAAAGACCGGGACAGAGAGUGGGAUCAGGCAGGCCCAGCCGCAUCUCAGGCCCUGGAUGGCCAUCGAGGUUCAUUCAGUGGCCCAGGCAUGACCAUUAGUGCGUUGGGAUCUAGCGCUUCGCAAACCGCCCUCGCCACCAGCACUUCCACGGCUGCUACCUCCAGCAUUGGCUACAGCCUUCAUUACAACAAUAGUUCAGUAUCCCUCCCUGGGGAGAUGGAUGAGACGGACACUCCCCGCUCCAAACGCUACAAUGAAGACGCGAUUUCCCUCGCUCCUUCGACCACCGAGUCCAUCAUUGUAGAAGACGCUCACUAUGCAGCUGUGCGGGCUGAUCUGGAGUCUGAUGCUCAGGAUUUGGAGGCAGACUCGUGGAGUUCGGCGGUUGAUCAGCAGUAUCUCAAAAAGCACACUAAAGAAACGGCGAAGAGACAAGACGUGAUAUACGAGCUGAUGCAGACAGAGAUGCAUCAUGUGAGAACUCUGAAGAUAAUGCUGCGCGUCUACGUCCGGGAGUUGAAGGAGAACCUCCAGAUGGACGCAGGAAGGCUGGACUGUCUGUUCCCCCGCUUGGAAAACCUCCUUGACCUUCACACAAACUUCCUGUCUCGUCUCAAAGAGCGGCGGCGAGAAAGCCUCGUCCCGCCCAGCGACAGGAACUACACGAUCAACAAGCUGGCAGACAUCCUGAUCGCACAGUUCUCAGGUGAAAUCGGAGAGAAGAUGAAGGACAGCUAUGGAGAUUUCUGCAGUCACCACCCUGAAGCUGUCAGCUACUACAAAGAUCAGCUGCAAAACAACAAAAAGUUCCAAACCAUCAUCCGAAAAAUCAGUCACCUGUCUAUUGUGCGGCGGCUCGGAGUGACUGAGUGUAUUUUAUUGGUGACACAGCGGAUUACAAAGUACCCGGUACUAGUUGAGCGCAUUCUUCACAACACUGAAGCUGGUACGGACGAGCAUGUGGAUUUGACUCGGGCGCUGGGUCUGAUCAAAGACACCAUCGUACAGGUGGACACGUUGGUUAAUCUCCACGAGAAGAACUCCAGGCUCAGAGAAAUACACAGCAGGAUGGAGCCGAAGGCGCAGGGGAAAUUCAAAGACGGUCGUGUCUUUCGGAGGGAGGACCUUGCGCCGGGCCGGAGACGGCUGCUUCAUGAGGGCACAGUCAGCUGGAGAGCUGCUUCAGGCAGACUCAAAGAUAUUCUUGCCGUGCUGCUGUCAGAUGUGUUGCUUUUGCUGCAAGAGAAAGAUCAGAGAUAUGUAUUUGCUGCAGUGGAUAACAAGCCGUCAGUUAUCUCUCUCCAGAAGCUCAUAGUCAGGGAGGUUGCCCACGAGGAGAAAGCCAUGUUUCUUAUCUGUGCCUCUUCCAAUGAGCCGGAGAUGUAUGAGAUCCACACCGCCUCCAAGGAGGAGCGAAACUCAUGGAUGACGCAAAUACGACAAGCUGCAGAGAGCUGUCCUCACACUGAGGAAAGGCUGUUCAGUGAGGAAGAAGAGGCCCGAGCUUCCAGGUUUAAAGAAUUUCGAGAACGGCUAAGCCAGAAGGAUGCAGUGAUCACGCAGGCGCUGACCGAGAAGCUUCAGCUGUUUGCGGACAUGGCCGAGUCUGUGGCAGGGCUGGAAGACACAGCGUCGCGCUCCAGACUUCUGCUUCGAGGAGACUUCUCAGACCUCCAGCAGGGGGAGGUCCUGCUCAAAGGAGCUAUCACUGAGGUGGAGAACCUUCAGAACCUGCUGCAGUCUGGAGUGAGGGAGGGGCCUCCUGCACCCGCCAGGUGGGAGGAAGGAAACGGCUCUGGGGUUCUGCCCAGGCGAGCCGACACCUUUGGGGGCUAUGACAGCAGCCCCGCCAUCUUCAACAAGAAUGGCAGUGUGAAGAAGAACUUUUCUGGCGAGUCCAGAAACAGAGACAGGAGUCAAAGAGCCAGCUCUGACCCUCAGCUGAAAGACCUCAGUGGCAGCCACGCCCUGGAGCAGACGGUCGACGAGAGCUCUCCUGCCCGAUGGAAUCGCAUCUGGUCCGACUCGUUCCCAGAGGCUGAAUUCUUUGACAGAGUGCUGAUGCUCUCACAGAGGCUCUACAGUCUGCAGGCCAUCGUUUCACAGCAGGACAGUCAGAUCGAGCUGCAGCGGGCCUCGCUGACGGAGCGGGCCUCCCUGCCCGGCCGCCACAAGGGGAACGUGCUCCUGGAGCAGGAGAAGCAGCGGACUCUGGCCUUGCAGAGAGAGGAGCUGGCCAGCCUCCACAAGCUGCAGUCGCAGCACCGGCAGGAGCAGCAGCGCUGGGAGAAGGAGAGAGAGAGGCACCGCCAGCAGGUGGAGGCUACCGAGGCCAGGCUACGACAAAGAGAGGAGGAGUGCAGGAGGACGGAGGAGCAACUGGCAAAAGAGAAGGAGGAGUUGGACAUGCAGAGGGAGACGUACCAGCAGGACCUGGAGAGACUGAGAGAGUCCACCAGAGCUGUGGAGAAAGAAAAGGAACGCCUGGAACACCAGAAGAAGAUCAAGAGGAAGACCAUUGAGGUGGCUCCCCUUUCUGGAAGUCUAAAUGGAGAUCUCCUCAUGUCCUCUGGGUCCACCGACUUGCCUCCGAAGCCGCUGGUGCGUGGCAGCAUGUCCGUGGCACAAGCCGACUAUCCGGAGCGUCCCGAGGUGAUAGUGCGACGUGAGACGGGCUCCUCGACUUUGCCGCUAAAGACGGAGGUGCCGCUCCAUCUCUUCAGCACCACCAAUCAGCUGCACAAGCCGGUCGGGGUUCAGCAGCAGAUCCCCACCAAGCUGGCAGCAAUCAACAGCGGCAAAGGGAAAGGAAGCAAGAGCGGCAAAGCGUCGCAUCGCACCGACAGCACCGCCUCGCUGGACAUGAAGCAGGUGCUCCCACUGAAGCUUUCCACCAAAGAGGACAACGCCCACAAGGUCAAGCGCUCCGUCAGCCCCCACCAGCAGGUCCCGAUGUCGGCCCCUCCUCAGUCGCACACCCAGCAUCACCACGCAGAUCAGCCCAGUUCUCUAGACAACGCUGGACCAGACAUCCAGUCUGCCUCCCACCCUCCAAAUGUUCAGAAGCCCCCCAUGCUUCCUGCACAGUCCCAUCCUCAACCCUCCGUGCAGCCUCCCAUCAUACCUCCCCACUCGCAGAGCACCGGCGCUCUUCAGUUCCACUCCCCCGUGCAGCCGCAGAGCCUCAAUCCCAGCGCACAGGUUCAAGGGCUCAGCCACAGCAUGCCGCCGCCCUACAAGUUCACCACAGAGGACCUCAAUAAGGAGGAUGUCAUCUUCUUCUGAACUUACGAUAGAGGAAAAAAACCAGUCCAGGGAUUGAUGGUGAUCCCCAUUAAACCAUUAGGCCCAUUCCGAAGAGCACCUUCCAUGCGAUCAUGUGAAUGCAGACGCAUUGUUUCAGUAAGGCUGGUGAAGUUUGUUGCAGGGAGAAGGGCUGCAGUGGUUCACACACGGAAAGAAAGACAGCGUUUGUUUUUAAUAACCCUCAUCUGGCCCUAAACUGCCAAUAUUAGUGUAAUCGUUUAAUCUUAUUUUAUUUAAUUUUUAGUUUUAUAUCUAAACUUAAUUGGCUGAAUCAUGAAGGAGAGACCUUUGUGAAAACAAAGGCUCCUUCCAGAGUGUGAAAAAAAGGUGUAAAUGAAGUUUUAGCGAUCCAAAGACAUUAGCCGUGAGAGCUGAACCAGGAUGUGACUGAAAGGAAGAGAAACUGUUGUUUUUUGUCAAGAGGAGUGAAAUCAGGAGAGUCGGUGAAGCGAUGAAGAUCUUACGGCACCUGGAACCACGUAAAAGAAACUCUUAAUACACAAACACUGUCUGCUCGAUGUUUCAUUUGCACAGUGUAAAUACUUCAGCCCAGACUGAUGGAUGAACAGACUAACUGUGUACUGUUUGAUUGUACAGCUGUUAAAAUGAUGAAGCUUCCUUUCAUUUUGUUAUUUGUCUUAAUUGUGUUUAUUGAUUACGUCCUUGGUUUGUCGUCUUUUUAUGAAACCCGUCUUGUCUAAGCUGUCGCGUCCUGUUACUUCAUUUCAACCAAGUUUGGCUAAUUGUGCAACUAAUGAAACUCAUGCAGAGUGAGACAAACUUUGUCACGUAGUUUGAACUCUGGCAUCAUUUUCCCCCAAACACUGCGUGUUGAAUAACAACAAAUAAAUGUUUCAUAAAUGUUGCUGACUCUGAAACAUAACAAAUACAAAUUUAUUAGCAUCAGCUUUAAUUUUAAGGCUGUAAUUUUCCCACACUUAUACUUAUUCAGGAAGCUAAUUGAAGAUGUCUGAGUUAGUCCCCACUUUACUGAGUUUGUCUCACCGCAGGAAGCCCCUCCCCACCCCCAUCAUCACUUAAUGAGUCACAUCUGUAUGAAACAUUUGUUAGUGGAGCUCGAGUGGGUGUACUGUACAUUUCAUGCUGGAAGCUAUUUUAAAAGCAAUCUUUAAACUGCUUUAGUUUUCUUUUCAGUAGCCGGAAUAGAAAAAUAAGACAACAUAUUGGAAUGUAACCAUUUCAGGAGAGGAUGUGGGCUUCAGACACUGAAAAGUAUCAAAUAUAUCGUGAAAUAGAACAAGUGGUUACAAUAUAACCCCAGUUCUCUGAGUAAAGAGACCACCUGUCCAGCUCCAUAUAUAUGGAAUAUACAGGGUGGACAGGGAUUCUUGACUACAUUUAGUUACAUUGCAACCCGGGCUCUCUGAGUGGACACAUACACCCGACAUAUUCCAUAUAUACAGAGCUAGAGAGAUGCUCUGGACACAGUGGAGAACCGUAUCCUCUGCUGUCUGUCUGGAGAGGAAAAAUGUCAAAGGAAUCAACCGUGUCUGUUUGACGCAGACAUAAAAACGUGCUGUAGAUCACAUUCACCCUGUCAGCUUUUCCAGUAUCAGAAUUUGAAUAAGAUAAACGAUCACACAGGAGUGAAGCGGCUUAAAGGUUCUUUAUUUUCCAUUUCAAUCCACAUGAGUCUUAUUAUUAUUAUUAUUUUUAGGUUUAAUGAAAUUUUAAUCUGUUUUUGAAAUGUUUUUGUCACUCGAGCUCAUUUUGAUGACUUUACAGUUUGUAAGAAAAAAAAAAGUCUGGCUGGGGACAUUUUAGCCAGUUCAGGUUUGAGGUAAACGUUUUGAGGUUUGAGUUUCUGUAUUUAUUGUUGAAGACGUUUCAUCAGCCGUGUCUUAAAUCUCUGUGCCUGCCUGACAGAAGAGCGAUGCUGUGACAGCUGUGGAGGUACAGCCAUCGUCUGCUGUGGUUUGUUCCUCUGCACGCGUGGGGAACGUCAGAGUUUGUUGAUCCAAAAUGAGCUGGUGUCUGAAGCUGUGAUCACAGGCUCGACUUGGAGCAGCUUUUUGUGUAUAUUAUGUAUAUUAUUGUACAUACUGUCCGUUAUGUGUAUUUCUGUAUAUACACUUAAAAUACACACAUGGCUGUCUAUGUACAAUCUGGUACUGUUUCACCUUCCUGAAUACAGUCUUGGCAGAAAUCACAAUCGUUCAUCAUUGUUGUGUAAACGAGCGUAUUUAACCAGCGGCGGUACUGCCUGUCGGCUCUCUGGUACUAGUCACAGUUUCACUGAGUUCAUGGAUGAAAUGAUCCACUUGUUUCAGUUGGUUAAACCAAAGAUGCGUUCAGCUGACUGGGCUCUGUGUCGUUCCUGCAGGGAGUGUCCGUGCUUUCUAACAUUCACACACACAAUCAUACUCCGAUGGAUGCAUCUGAGAGCAAUUUGGGGUUAGCAGUAAAGCCAGGAGUCGAACCACCAACCCUCCGAUCAGUAGAUGACCUGCUCUACCGCCUGAGCUACAGCCACCCCCCAUUUGCCGCCUCAUCUCAAAUAUCGCUUUAGUCACAAAUGAUUAUUGGGUUAUUUACAUUUUUAUUCACCUAAUAUGUAGUGUGUGAGUUUCUUGUAUUUAUGGACUGACGCUCACGAGUUUGGCACAACAAGCAAGUUCACAGGUUGAUCAGCCAGCUUGCUCUGGUGGUUACUUAGCAGGUGAGACUCGAUCAUGAAGAUCAUGUCAGCUGAAAAAGCCACCUAAGCUUUGUCACACUUUUCGGUGCGUCUGUAUUUCUGUGUUUUCAGCUCGUGUACGAGCGCUUUGCUUCUGCUCCAGGUCCGAGACUUUAAUGAAACCUCAAAGGGGAGAUGAAGGCUGCCUUGUGGUUCAACUCGAGUCUUAAAUGUUGCUUCGCUGUAGUCUCGUUUCUGUUUUCCAAUGUGGAAGCCGGUCAGUCACGUCCCUGUGUACGGUGUGUGUGGAAACAUUUUGAAAUGGAUUUGUUGUUUUGCUUUGACACAUAUUUGUUGGACCUGUAAUGUGUAAAUACUUAUUUUAUUCCCUCUGCCAACUUUACACUAGUCACUUUGGAUAGUAGCAUACUUGAAAGGGAAAAUGAAUGUUCAGAAUGCGUCUUUGUUGUCAUGUGAACUUUUGUUUAGUGAAAGCUGUCUAAUGACGUUUGUAGCACACGGCAAAACUGAUGCUUUUUUGUACCGUUUUAUUUUAUUCACUUUGCAACAUUUAGAAUGACCUGCGGACACAAACUGCUGAAUUAG